This is a messenger RNA of Drosophila subobscura, 3511 nucleotides long. RefSeq lists its product as uncharacterized. The record is from RefSeq and is a predicted model, not a curated record. NCBI's taxonomy places the organism in Eukaryota, Metazoa, Arthropoda, Insecta, Diptera, Drosophilidae. Gene Ontology annotation, biological process: spermatogenesis.
CACGCGCCUUUUUUAUGAAAUACAUUUACAAAAUUCUUUAAAAGUUCAGGACCAGCAGGCCUUUUUCUUUAAGUGAUCACUGCCAUUUAAGUGUUUUCAAAGUGUUCAAGUUGACGUAAAACGAAACUAAAAUAGACAAAGUGGAACAUUGUGAAAGUUUAUUUCCAUCAAAAUAGACAUUAUAUUUAUGCAAGAUCAAGUGCAUAUUUAAUAAGAACGUUGUUUAGCCUGGAGCUACACAUAAUAAACUUAAUUAUUAUCGUCUGUAGAAUUAAGCGUCGUCAUGUCUGUGAAUAAAGAAGAGAUCUUUGCAGAAGUAACCACUGAGGUGCGGGCGCUAAUCAUUAGUGGGGGCAAGCCACCAGUUCCCCUAGACGACGUUCUCAGAGACUAUAAAGAUGUCGUGGGAGAGCCGCUGCCAUUCCGCCGGUUGGGCUAUCAGAGCGCCCAGGCGAUGCUGGAGGAUACCAAGAACUUCAAUUUUCAGAAUUACGGAGGCACGGUCUACAUCACCGCCAAGUACAGCGAAAAAUCGGAUCACAUUGUGUGUAUGGUGCGGAAUCAGAAGAGCUCCAAACCUAAAUCCAAAGCACGCUCAAGGCCACCGCCACCGCCACAGCCACAGCCACAGCCACGCUCUUUCAAAGCCGCUCCAGCCAGCUAUCAUCAACAGAGGUCCCAGCAGCUGAAUAACAAUAACCAAUAUCAGCAGCAUCUUCAGCAAAGGAAACAAUUAGAGCUCCAACAGCAGCACAGCAGCAGCAAAGGAAACAAGUUGAACUCCAACAGCAGCAGCAGCAAAGGAAUCAGCUGCAACUCCAACAGCAGCAGCAACUGCAACAGCAAAGGAAUCAACUUCAAGAAAAGGAACAGCAGAUUCAGGAGCUGCAGGAGGCGUAAUUACUAUGACAAGCAGAGAGAGGAGCAGCAACGGCAGCUGGCAGAGAUCAGGGAGCAGGACGAGAGAAAACUCAGGGAGCAGGAAGAGUCCAUGAGGAAGCUGCAGCUAGAUCAAGAGCUGCUCAGACGCAAGGCCGAAGCCAAAGAGAGGCUGGAGAACUCUGCGCUGAAAAUCGUGCCUUUAAGACCAAGCAACGAGCAGCUGCUGCAGCACAAGGAAAAGGAUAUCCCUUCGAUAGAAGUCCUGCACGUUAAACCCGACAUGAAUGGCCAUCGCAAUGGUCAUGGCAGGGCCAUGGCGGGAAAGCCACCACAACGGCCCAUACUGGGCAACGGUGCGCCACAGCGUGGCGGUGGACCAGUGGCUGCCUUUGAUGCGAGCAAAAAUCGGGGACUGCAACAGCGAACCUCUGUGAACGAUAGACUGAAGAAACAACAGCAGCAGGUGCAGCCAGCGGUCACUCCUGCAGCCACAGCACCAACCAAUCCAGCGCCAAUGCCUGUUCCAGCGCCAAUGACUCCGCCUGCUACGCCAAAAGCUCCCACGCCAAAGGCCGAUCACAGAGCCGUGCGCAAGUCUCCGAAAUCCCAGAAUACAAACAAAUUUGUGUUCAAAUCGGAUGCGGCACUAGACCCGAUCGCCGCGCUGAAGGCUUACUGCGAAUUCAAAGAGUUGGAGGAGCCCAAAUAUCGUUCGACGUUCAACAGUCGGCCGAAUCUGAUCUGCUCGGUGAGUGUGGGCGCCUUUGUCUACAGCAGCUACCCCCAGGAGUUUGCUGACGAAUUGACAGCCCGCAAGGCGACGGCGUGGAUUGCCAUUCAAAAGAUUCAGGAGUCAGAGUCACGACAGCCGCUCACCAUUUGCACGCUGACGGAUCACGAGUUCAUUGACGGCCUGUACCGGGAGCUGCGGCAGUAUCCCAAUGGCAUAUUGGGCCACAAGCUGGAGGAGUGGUAUGAGCGAACGUUCAGCCAUCAUCUGCCCAGCCACUGGCACGAUCUGGUUGUGGAAUCGAGCAAGAUUCGCAUGGAGAAAACCAUCUCGUCGCUCAUUCUGCUGGCCAACGAACAUUGUGCUGCCUCUCCGCGAAGAGCAGCGCCCCAGCGGCACGAAAUACCCGAGCUUCGGCUGCCGUGGAUGAGCGAGUCGGAGCACAGCUUGGAGCGCCAUCACGGCUGGAGCUUGUACAUCACGCACUGUGACUCCACGAAGCAGAUCUGGGCUCGCCUCAUCGAUCAGAUAUCCAGCCUGGAGGAGCUGACGGUGCACCUGAACAGGCAUGUGGCGGUGCGCACACCGAUAACGGAUCCCCACGAGCAGGACAUGUAUCUGGUGGAGGUCGCCGAGGGCUGGAGUCGCGUGCGCGUGCUCUCCGUGGACGCCAAGCAGCGCACCUGCCGCUGCCACUUUGUGGACAUCGGGGACGUUGCCUCGUUUGAGUUUGAAGAUCUUGUUGCCUGUCCGCCGAGGUUCCUGGUGCUGCCCGCCCAAGCCAUCUGCCUGGGCAUGUACGCGCUGGAGAAGUUCGAGGGUCAUCCGCACGCUCAGGCUGUGCUGCUUAAGCAGCUCGCUGGCCAGCGGGUCGUCGCUCGCAUCCUCACCACCGAGAAGCAAUUCAGCGAACUGGGCGGCUGUGCCCAAGGCGUCUGGAAGGAUGAAAUGCGCAGCGCCUGCCUCGUGGGCACACUGUACGACACCUCGACGGCGGAUGACAUACACCUCAACGAUCUGGUGGCCAAUGAAAUCAGCCUGAACACACCAGCGCCCAUACUGAGUCCGGACCAGAAGUCCAACCCAGUGCUCAUCUCUCACAUCAACGAGGGCGGCGACCUCACGGUGCUGCUGCGCAACGAGGAUCUGCGGUUUGUGGAGCGCAGCAUUGCCACCACAGUGGCUGAAAUCGGGGAGCAGCAUCGCGUGACGCUGUCGGAUCUGCUGCGCGAUCGACUCGUGUUUGUCUGCGACGAGUCGGUGGAGGGACUGAAGCAGUGGUAUCGCGGCAUGCUCACCGCCAAGCCAAAGAACGCCGAUGAGGAGACCUUCGAUGUUUACUACGUGGACGAUGGACGCCUGCGCAAGACGCACAUUUCGAACAUUUAUCGACUGGAGGCCAACAAUCUCGCGCUGGCUGGGUACCCGCUGCUGGCGCUGCGCGUGCGCCUGCACGACGUGCCCGAUAUUGUCGGGGAUAUGCUGGGACGCCUGCGUGGACUAAUGCCGCCACGCAGCGAGGCUAUACUCAAGGUGAUGCAGGGAGCAGGCAGUGACCAGCUGCCCAUGGUGAAUGUUUAUGUGCGCGGCCAGGAUGCCAAUGCCAUGUACAUGUGCGUGAACAGCGCCAUACAAAUGGAGUUUGAAAUGCAAAGCUGCCCUAAAAACUAAACACAAACCAUAACAUAUCUGUUCUGAACUGUUGCCCUCUCAUUUCAAUGCCAAAAUAAUGCCAUUCUCUAUUAGUGCUUUCGAUAAGCUGGAAAUGAAAUGAUAACGCUAACCGCUAACCGCUAACCACCCAACCAACCCCCCACCACCACCAUUCACCGAUCAAUAAGUAAAUGUUAGCAAAAUAAAUGCAUCAACAUCAUCGAUUAUUGUAAGAAAACCUAACUA